UAGCUCAUCCAGUGGAAAGGCUGAAUCUCACAAUCAAAAUCCAUCGUUAGUUCAUCGACGCAGCCUCGUUCAGAUUCAACUAUAGAAGCGAAAUGGCUGGUUCCAGGGUUGCUCAUGCUACCUUGAAAGGACCAAGUGUUGUUAAGGAGAUAGUUAUCGGAAUAACACUUGGCCUUUGUGCUGGUGGGCUUUGGAAGAUGCAUCACUGGAAUGAGCAGAGGAAAGUGAGAGCAUUCUACGACAUGCUCGAGAAAGGUGAAAUCAGUGUCAUUGCAGAAGAAUAAAUGUUCUUUUAGUCUUGUGAAAGUGUGGACAGCUUCAGCUGUGUUUCGUUAUAUGCAUUCUCUUCAUUUGGCUCUUAGAUAGAAGAUGAGCAAAACACAAUUUGGAGCUUCUAAGAAUAAUGUCAUCAUUUUGGGAUCUUGAUUUCAUAUUUGCAUAGCAAAUCCAAGCGAUUUUUCAAUCUAGUGCCUUUGUUGGUUUCCAUUUGACAUUGUUGUUUGAUUUGGAGAUGUUUGAAAGCUCUUUAUAUUUCUACUCAA
This is a messenger RNA of Gossypium arboreum, 542 nucleotides long. RefSeq names its product cytochrome c oxidase subunit 5C. Bases 93 to 284 code for a protein of 63 amino acids. The transcript is spliced from 2 exons. Lineage: Eukaryota; Viridiplantae; Streptophyta; Magnoliopsida; Malvales; Malvaceae. The record is from RefSeq and is a predicted model, not a curated record.